This is a messenger RNA of Gadus morhua (Atlantic cod), 2800 nucleotides long. Its product is annotated as ankyrin repeat domain-containing protein 46. Gene Ontology annotation, molecular function: protein binding. The transcript has 4 exons. NCBI's taxonomy places the organism in Eukaryota, Metazoa, Chordata, Actinopteri, Gadiformes, Gadidae. The coding region runs from base 135 to 821 and encodes 228 amino acids. The record is from RefSeq and is a predicted model, not a curated record.
UAUGUCGUAAAACGUAUAGCGUCAGCCGCAACCAACACAACAACAUAGCUACCGAGAUCCUAACGGACUCUCCUUUCUCAUCUGAUCUGUCCACAUCCACAGGUAAGCUGGACUUCUCCGACACCCACUCGGACAUGUCCUAUGUCUUCAUCAACGACUCGGCGCAGGCCAGCUCGCCGCUGCUGCAGGCCUGCAUCGACGGAGACCUGCACUUUGGGCGUCGGCUGCUGGAGACGGGCUGCGACCCCAACAUGCGGGACACCCGCGGGCGCACGGGCCUGCACCUGGCCGCCGCCCGCGGCAACGUGGACAUCUGCCGCUUCCUGCACAAGUUCGGCGCCGACCUCCUCGCCACGGAUUACCACGGCAACACGGCGCUGCACCUGUGCGGCCACGUGGACACCAUCCAGUUCCUGGUGUCCAACGGCCUCAAGAUUGACAUCUGUAACCACAACGGCUCCACGCCCCUGGUGCUAGCCAAGCGACGGGGGGUGAACAAGGAUGCCAUCCGCCUGCUGGAGGGCCUGGAGGAGCAGGAGGUGAAGGGCUUCAACCGGGGAGCGCACUCAAAGCUGGAGACCAUGCAGUUGGCCGAGAGUGAGAGUGCGAUGGAGAGCCACUCCCUGCUGAAUCCCAACCUGCAGAGCAGCGAGGGCGUGCUGUCCAGCUUCAAGACCACGUGGCAGGAGUUUGUGGAGGACCUGGGCUUCUGGAGGGUGCUGCUCCUCCUGGUGGUCAUCGCCCUGCUCUCCCUCGGCAUCGCCUACUACGUCAGCGGGGUGCUCCCCUUCUCCAGCAACCAGCUGGAGCUGGUCCACUGAGGAGGAGAAGGACGCUCCGUCCGUCCCUGCUCGCCCAUGGACGGCGCGUCAGCAUGAGCUUGGACGAAGGGGUCGGAGGGAGUCUGAAGGGCCCACCAGGUGUGGACCGGGUGGACAACACUCCACACUUGUGAUGCCACCAUCGCCUAGGAUUAGUGUCAUCACAAGUGACGCCUGGUGGUUAAUUAGGGGCCGUUUUAGGGAGGAGGAAGAGUGGGACGGAGUUGGCGGGUUACAGGCUGUGUUAUAUUUCGAGUUAAGCGAGCAAUGGUUUGAGUCUCUCCCGUCAGUCUCUGUCUAACCAGGAAGUGGAUGCAGUGUACUAGUUGGGGGAGCAGAGUGGUUUUGGUGCAACAAAUAGAAGUUAUGACCACACCUACGGUCUAGGGGGGCAAGACCUCAGAUCUUUUUACAGUUUGUGUUUCUAUUGGCGGCGUGUCGAAUGUGUAUCAGAUGCACAUGGAAGUGUUUUUAUGGUUAUGAGGUAGGUCUUAGGGUGGAUGGGAAAGAUGCUAAGGGGGGAGGGGGGAGGAGAAAGAGAAAACUAUGACUUGAUUACAUAAUCAGUCACUAUUGAAGCUCAUCGCUACUUCAUCGUUCUAGCAAUUAUGUUUAAUUUAUUUCAGCCAACUUUAAUGACUUAUUAUUUCCCAUUGGAUGGUCGCCUGGCAGUUGGUGCUGUAUUGGACCGAUCCCAGCCAUUUGUAUACCCUAGUUCCAUGUGACUCGUGUUUUAAACUAUUUUUUUCUUUGCUUUUAAGCACCAUACAAAAUCUGAACAGCUUUCCUUCUGUUCCUUCAGAGUGCCAGAGGUGUUACGUAAACAGUGUCUCUGUUUGAAAAGUCUGCUCUCAUAAGUAUUGUGCAGGUGCAAACACACUUCUCUGAUGUUUAUUCCCAUGGUGCAUUGCUCCCUUCACACUGGUCCUUGAACUGACCUAAGCCCCAGCCAACCCAAAUGUAACCAAUUCUCAUGCAUCAUGGGAAAUACACUCCAGAAAAGUCCAACUUUUUUUAACCAGUGUUAGAAUGAGCUGUCUAGCAUCCAGUCUUUAACAUUUCGAUUUAUAGAGUAGGGGUCCCUUUAUUUUAUACUACUCCGAGUCUUAGCUGGGUGUAGCUUGAAGCUUUGACACAUAGAUGAAAUGGAGAGAUUUAACAUGCAGUUAUACUUACUACAAGGCUGACUGACAACCAAAUCUUAACGAACACUCCCUCAAUAUUAUCUACGCAUAACAUUGUAACUCUGAUUUCUCGUUGGUUUGUAGCCUAGACCAAACAUUUGUACGAUUACCUUUUAUAUUUUAAAAAAUACUACCCAAUGAAUUUCAUCUCUUAUUGUUGUAAUACGUUGUACUCUUAUCCAUGCGUUAUUCUGUCUACACUUACAGCAAAAACUCUUUUAAAAGUAUUACCUUUUAAUGUCUUUCAUGUUUAUGUUUAAAGCUGUAUACAAGCGAAAUUAUUUUACGUAUGCCAUUUGCAUAUUUCUUAAGGACCCAUAUCUGUGUUUAAAUAAUUCAUCAUGUCACUUAUUCAUUAUUGUUUUCAACUUAUGUCCCCUUUUUUGUCUCUGGACAUUUCGUGUAUAUUAAUUUCCCAUUGUCUAAGUGACCAGUCGCAUUAAAGCUGUAUAGCAAUGAAUGCUUACAACUGCUUGUAAAUAUUAGUUUAUAUACAUAUUUGUUUGUGAUUCGCUUGUUUUUGCCGUCCCACGACACAGUAUGAGAUGAUAGCUUAACUGUGUGCCUUUUUUAAAAGAAAAGAAUAUUCAAUUACAAUACUUUUUAACAGCACAGGAUUUCCUUUAAAGCAUGUAGCUUUGUUGCAUUAAAAGAUUUAGAAUUGUAAACAUUACCGCAUUCAAUUCCCCUUUUGUUUUCUGUGUGUGGGGCAAAAAACAACAUUUUGGCAAAUCUAUAUCUUAUGUGGAGAGAAUUAAUAAAACACUCGAAAUGCGAGAUUGUUGAGGAAUUCAA